GUUGGCAAGAGCGAGAAGCGAGAAGAAAAGUUGUAGGUUGUAGUGGUUGCAGUGCAGUUCAGUGUUCAGUGCGCAGCGAUAAAAAACAGACCCAAGAUCCAGAUAAGAUGACGUUGAUGACGGCAACCUUAUCACACGUUUUAUUUGCCAUCGUUAAAAGUGCCUUGAUAAAAUAAUUCAAUAAUGUAAGAAUAAUGGUCGAAAUAUCAUAUAUAUGAUAGACCUUUAUUAAUGAACUCUUUUAAUCACAUUGUCAAUUUUACGUGUAUUUCGACACAUUCCAUUUUAUUACCAUUACAUCAAGUUAUCAAGGAUACACGUAUUAUACAAUGGAUAAGAAUGAUAAAUUGGAAAUACUGAAAAAUGCUAUAAAGAGUUAUCCCGAUUUUCCUGAACCUGGGAUUAUUUUCCGAGAUAUAUUUGGUGUGUUUCACGAUAUUGUUGCAUUACGAGCGAUGAAAGAUUUAAUUGUGGAGCAUAUUUUAGUUCUCGAAGUCGAUUUAAUUGUAGGAUUGGAUUCGCGUGGCUUCCUCUUUGGUCCUAUGAUUUGUAUGGAAUUGGGCAAGCCUUUCUUGCCUAUUAGAAAAAAGGGUAAACUUCCAGGCAAGGUCACCCAGCAGAAGUAUGCGUUAGAAUAUGGAGAGGCUACAUUUGAAUUGCAAACAGAGUUUAUUAAUGAAGGGACCAGAGUGCUAGUUGUUGAUGAUUUACUGGCAACUGGAGGUUCCAUGGCUGCAGCAGUGCAAUUACUAAAAUCGGUAGGCGCUGAUGUACGUGAAUGCUUGGUAAUAAUGGAGUUGACUCUGUUGAAAGGUCGGGAUAAGCUUAGCGCACCUGUCCACUCCUUCGUACAAUAUGAUCGUUAGCAGAUACGUUUCAAUAUUUGCAAGUACAAAUAUGCGGUCUAUAGAUAACCAAAUGUAAAAUCUUACGUUUUUAACACGGCAACAAGAUGCCCUGUAUUGUACCUUCUUGCCACGUUGAAAUAAAAUAGAUAUUUUUCUAUAUGUAUACAUACACACGUA
Messenger RNA from Temnothorax curvispinosus, 1025 nucleotides. It is a transcript of the gene Aprt, whose product is annotated as adenine phosphoribosyltransferase. Gene Ontology annotation, molecular function: adenine phosphoribosyltransferase activity; adenine binding; AMP binding. NCBI's taxonomy places the organism in Eukaryota, Metazoa, Arthropoda, Insecta, Hymenoptera, Formicidae. Gene Ontology annotation, cellular component: cytoplasm. The record is from RefSeq and is a predicted model, not a curated record. The coding region runs from base 330 to 866 and encodes 178 amino acids. Gene Ontology annotation, biological process: adenine salvage; AMP salvage. The transcript has 5 exons.